This is a messenger RNA of Protopolystoma xenopodis, 783 nucleotides long. The record is from the annotation of a GenBank genome assembly. NCBI's taxonomy places the organism in Eukaryota, Metazoa, Platyhelminthes, Monogenea, Polystomatidea, Polystomatidae.
AUGAGUAGAGCCGACUCAUGCUCUCACCCCUUCCCCGACUGCGGUCUUCGACUGAUGGAAUUGGAGGCCGGUCUUCAGCGUAUCCGGGAGAUUUCUCGUCUCAUCCAUCUUAUCGGUCUGGUAACCCUCCGAGUCUUUUCUCCCCUCUCGGACGUUUGUUCGUCGUCCAGCUCUCAUUCCCGGUCACUUCCGGCCUUGCACGCCUCCCGCUCAGCUUCCGAUCCUCCUGCUGCUCUCCGAGGCCUGCUCGACUCGGCGAACCUAGAGCCGGAGGGUCUGAGUCCCAACAAGCCGGAGGGAGUGCUUCACCAGCCUCGACGACUUCGGCGACACCGAUCAGACCGCCGUGUUCAGGGCCUGGUCCUCGGACUGGCCAACGUGGAGUUCCGUCUGAAGAGUGCGACCGAGACGGAGGGCCGAGAGGAAGGUCAAAAAGCAGGAGGGUCUGAGCUCGAUUCUCGUCCUACCGAUUCGCCAUGGAGUCACGUGGAGCGGCGAGGGCGGCCGUCUUGCUCGAGCCCGCCUCUCGGCAUUCCUUUGUCAACGGAGAGCGAAGAGUCUCAAUCACUCGCCUAUUUGGCCAGCAGAGCGACCCAGCUCACACGAGCCUAUGAAACCUCUUCACUCGGCCGACAGGUCGUGGCCGACUGGCAGCAUCUUCAGCUGCUCGCUGACAGACUUGGUCGAGUCUAUGCUGGGUUAGUCAAAAGGUUUUCGAGGGCCUGUGGGCAAGGCAGGCAAAAUCUUAUUUCAUAUGAAAUGUCUUCACCCUACUUCUUCUAA